UUUUCAUGUUCAACGUUUUGUGUAAAUUUUUUAUCAACAGCGCUGGUUACACUCGCGUUCGCUGGCUCCAUAGGAAUGACAUUUGUUAUUCUGGCAUGUGCACUUCCGUCCUAUCAAGUAUGGUGGCCGCUAUUUGUAGUAUUAUUUUAUGUACUUGCACCUAUUCCAACGCUCAUGGCACGCCGUUACACAGACGAUUCGGGUAGUAAUAGUAAUCCAUGUUUGGAACUUGCUAUUUUUAUUACUAUGGGCAUCGUUGUAUCGUCAUUUGCAUUACCAAUUGUUUUAGCACGUUCACCAGCUGACAAAGGAACCAUUGAAUGGGGUGCCUGCUGGCUCACACUUGCCGGAAACUUUGUAGUUUAUUUAACAUUACUUGGUUUCUUUAUAACAUUUGACCAAGACGAUGCUGAUUAUAGUAUGUGGUGA
Messenger RNA from Cotesia congregata, 429 nucleotides. The record is from the annotation of a GenBank genome assembly. Lineage: Eukaryota; Metazoa; Arthropoda; Insecta; Hymenoptera; Braconidae.